Ilyonectria robusta is the source of this 1034-nucleotide messenger RNA. Its product is annotated as ubiquitin-conjugating enzyme/RWD-like protein. Lineage: Eukaryota; Fungi; Ascomycota; Sordariomycetes; Hypocreales; Nectriaceae. The record is from RefSeq and is a predicted model, not a curated record. The coding region runs from base 328 to 813 and encodes 161 amino acids. The transcript is spliced from 2 exons.
GUGACUGACUCUGGGUGCUGCGACAUGCAAUUAACCCCACCAUCCAUCCCUCCAUCCCGCCCUCCAUUCAGCCCAUCGUCAUACUUCCUUUUUUUUCUUUCCUCCCGACUUUGCACCGUUUGAGCGAACAAGCUUGCAUCUGAGAAAGGACUGCGAGUUACGUGGGUGUUAGACGACGAGAGACACGACUGAGAAGACUUGUACUUGUGCCGGAUAAACGGAUCUCCUUUCGACAAAGAGCUCCGUCCAAGCUUGUUCCUCCAACCAAGCUCUCUCCCAAGAACAACCACAUCACCACUUCUACUUCACCAACCUACAACCGCUAAAAUGGCCUCCAAGCGCAUCACAAAGGAAUUCGCCGAAGUCUCCCAAGACCCCCCGGAGGGCUUCACCGUGUCCCUGCCGCCCAACGACUCCAUCCACACCUGGCACGUCACGCUGCGGCCGCCGGCGCCGUCGGCCUACCACCCGGGCGUGUUCGGGCUCGUGCUCUCGCUGCCGGCCGACUACCCGUUCAAGGCGCCCGUCGUCAAGUUCGUCACGCGCAUCUACCACCCCAACGUCACCAAUGACUCGCUGGGCAACAUCUGCCUGGGCCUGCUCAAGCCCGACGCCUGGAAGCCCAGCACCAAGCUGCGCGCCGUGCUCGAGGCCGUCCGCAACCUGCUCGUCGAGCCGCAGCCCGACGACCCGCUCGAGGACCGCAUCGCCGACGAGUUCCGCAACAACCGCCCCGAGUGGGAGAAGAAUGUCAAGAUCCACGUCGACAGGUACGCCAAGGCCGAGCCGACUUUCCCCCCUGUAGCCUCAUGAACAGGACCGCCUGCGCAGACGGGAUGAUAUAAUACGAUGAAAUGAAACGGGACAUUGCGAGACAACAGACAUACGCAGAACGUAGUCGGGGGACGCUGCAACAGGAGGCGAACGCACAUGUAUCCGAAACACUGACAAACUAAACUCAAUACACCAGUCAAGCCAAAAGCACAUGACAUAUAAAACGUCCAUUACGGCACUGAGAAGCCAUUUAGUUUGAG